Messenger RNA from Penicillium odoratum, 2067 nucleotides. Its product is annotated as methylenetetrahydrofolate reductase (NAD(P)H) MET12. The coding region runs from base 1 to 2067 and encodes 688 amino acids. Gene Ontology annotation, cellular component: cytosol. Gene Ontology annotation, biological process: tetrahydrofolate interconversion. NCBI's taxonomy places the organism in Eukaryota, Fungi, Ascomycota, Eurotiomycetes, Eurotiales, Aspergillaceae. Gene Ontology annotation, molecular function: FAD binding; methylenetetrahydrofolate reductase [NAD(P)H] activity. The transcript is spliced from 2 exons. The record is from RefSeq and is a predicted model, not a curated record.
AUGGAGAAGAAGCUCACAGAGAAGAUCGCGGCCUUGCCGCCAGAUGCAAAUUACUUCUCACUAGAGUUCUUCCCGCCCAAGACCCGGAUGGGUUUAGUGAACCUAUCUGCACGUCUAGAGCGCAUGUCCCAGGCCCUGCGCCCGCUAUUCGUCACCGUCACUUGGGGUGCAGGCGGAAGCACGGCGGUCCGAUCCCUCGAACUGGCGGAAGUUUGCCAGCGCCAGCUACAGUUGACCACUGUCCUACAUUUGACAUGUACCAACAUGAGUCGCGAGUUGGUGGAUACGGCGUUGGUGGAUGCAAAGGCGUUGGGUAUCCGCAAUAUCCUAGCUUUGCGUGGAGACCCGCCCCGCAGCGAGGAGUACAAUAUGGAUGGAGAGGAUGAUAGCAACAAAGACUUCACAUUCGCUGUCGAUUUGGUGAAGUAUAUUCGUCAGAAGCAUGGUGACUACUUUUGCAUUGGUGUUGCUGCGUACCCAGAGGGUCACCCGGCGGACUCUUUCCAGGAUGCACAGGAUCCUGUGCGCGAUUUGCCUUACUUGAUCGAGAAGACUGUCGCUGGUGCGGAUUUCAUCAUGACACAGCUUACCUAUGACCUGGAGGCUUAUCAGAAGUUUGAGAAUAUGCUUCGGAACCACGAGUCGGGUGUCUUCAAGACUAUCCCGAUUAUCCCAGGCUUGAUGCCUAUCCACAGCUACAAGAUUCUCACCCGUGUGACAAAGCUCAGCCAUGUCAGUGUGCCCGAGUCAGUGUCCAAACGCAUUGAAGCGGUUAAGCAUGACGACGAUGCUGUCAAGCGGGCCGGUGUGGAUAUUGUCAGUGAGAUUGUGGGAGGUAUCAGGGAGCUCAAGUCCCCCGGGCCUCGGGGUUUCCAUUUCUACACCCUGAACUUGGAAAAGACGGUGUCCUUCAUCCUGGAGCGGUGUGACAUGAUUCCCCCAUUCUCAGUGAACCAGGACGAUGUGAUUGAUAUCGAUGGUACCGUGUCUAUUGAUGAUGUCCAAACCCGUACCCUUCGUUCAAGACGCCGCUCUUCUAUCAACUCGCAGCCAUACAACCGUGUCAUUGUCGACAAACUGUCUGGCAAAGAUUCUUCCCGGAGCUCCACACACGAGGCUCUAGCAGACGGGUCCGGCAUGCCCGCCAUGCCUCCCAACCGUAGCACAACCCUUCUCAUCUCCGAGGGUCUCGGCGCUCUCGGCAGAGAGGCCACUUGGGAUGACUUCCCCAACGGUCGAUGGGGUGAUGCACGUUCACCUGCCUUCGGUGAGAUCGAUGGCUACGGUCCCUCUCUUCACGUCACUUCUGCCGUCGCCCGCCGUCUGUGGGGCCACCCCGUCGAGCACUCCGACCUCAAGACUCUUUUCCGGCGCCAUGUCUCCGGUGAAAUUCACAUGGUCCCCUGGUCCGAAGGUGGAGCUGAAGAGGGUACUGGCGGCUUGAACCCAGAGACCGACCUCAUUCGACCGGAACUGCUAAAGCUCAUCGAUGGCCGCGGCUGGUUGACACUGGCCUCGCAGCCCGCGGUAAACGGCGUCCGCAGCGACAAUCCCAUCUUUGGCUGGGGUCCUCCGCGUGAGGGUUUCGUUUUUCAGAAGCCCUUCGUAGAGUUCUUCUGUUCUUCCAAUGACUACAAGACGAUCCUCCAGCCUCUUUUCGCCAAGUAUGACGAAAAGCUGGCCUGGUUCGCUAUCAACCAGAAGGGUGUUUACGAGUCCUCUUACCCAGUCACAUCUGGUGAUAUCGACGAAGACGAGACAAACCCGGAUAGCGCUAACGCUGUCACCUGGGGAGUUUUCCGUGGAAAGGAAAUCAUCACGCCUACCAUCAUCGAGGAAGUCAGCUUCCGCGCCUGGGGUGAGGAGGCAUUCCGUAUCUGGGAGGAAUGGCGCCGCAUUUACCCGCGCAACUCGCCUACUGAGCGAUUCCUCGAUACUACUAAGAAUGACGCAUGGCUCGUUUGCGUUGUUGGACAGCAGUACGGUGCUGGCACUCAGCCUGGCUCCAAGGAGGAAGAAGAAGAGGUUAAGUGGAUGUGGCGCGUGUUGGCGGGUGAGACACAGUAG